Acanthochromis polyacanthus (spiny chromis) is the source of this 1494-nucleotide messenger RNA. RefSeq names its product guanine nucleotide binding protein (G protein), beta polypeptide 3a (gene gnb3a). The transcript is spliced from 9 exons. Lineage: Eukaryota; Metazoa; Chordata; Actinopteri; Pomacentridae. Gene Ontology annotation, biological process: G protein-coupled receptor signaling pathway. Gene Ontology annotation, cellular component: cytoplasm; heterotrimeric G-protein complex. Gene Ontology annotation, molecular function: protein binding; signaling receptor complex adaptor activity. The record is from RefSeq and is a predicted model, not a curated record. The coding region runs from base 138 to 1160 and encodes 340 amino acids.
CAGAGCAGCGCUGGACGCCGACGCUGACGGAGCUUCGUCCUGCAGCGGUGGAUGAACGUAGGAUCCGAGCAGACACCUGGACAGGAUUUGCAGCUUUCCUGACUUCUGUCCUCCUCCGGUGACUGACAACCUUCGCCAUGGGUGAAAUGGAGCAACUGAGGAAGGAGGCCGACAGUCUCAAAGACCAGAUCACGGCGGCCCGGAAGGCGGUGCAGGACACCACCCUGCAGGAGGCGUCGGCCAGCAUCACUGUGGUGGGUCGAGUCCAGAUGAAGACCAGGAAAACGCUCAGAGGUCACCUGGCCAAGAUCUACGCCAUGCACUGGUCCACCGACUCCAAGUUGUGUGUCAGUGCGUCCCAGGAUGGAAAGCUGAUUGUGUGGGACAGCAUCACAACCAACAAGGUGAACGCCAUCCCCCUGAAGUCGUCCUGGGUGAUGACCUGUGCGUACGCCCCGUCAGGAAACAUGGUGGCCUGCGGCGGUCUGGACAACAUGUGCUCCAUCUACAACCUGAAGGGCAAAGAUGGAAACGUGAAGGUGAUGCGAGAGCUGGCGGCGCACACAGGUUACCUGUCCUGCUGCCGCUUCCUGAGCGACAGCGAGAUCAUCACCAGCUCAGGAGACUGUACCUGCGUUCUGUGGGACAUCGAGACGGGAACCCAGAAGACGGUGUUUGCUGGACAUCAGGGCGACUGCAUGUCUCUGGCCGUUUCUCCAGACUUCAAAUUCUUCAUCUCAGGCGCCUGCGACUUCACGGCCAAGCUGUGGGACAUCAGGGAGGGAAACUGCAGGCAGACGUUUGGAGGCCACGAGAGCGACAUCAACGCCAUCGGGUUCUUCCCCAACGGUAACGCCGUGAUCACCGGCUCUGACGAUGCCACCUGUAAACUGUACGACCUCCGGGCCGACCAGGAGCUCAUCACCUACCAGGACUCCGGCAUCAUGUGUGGCGUCACCUCUCUGGCUCCGUCGCUGUCGGGACGCCUCCUCCUGGCCGGAUACGACGACUUCAACGUCAACAUCUGGGACGCUCUGAAAUCCGAGAGAGUUGGUGUGCUGGCGGGUCACGACAACAGGGUGAGCUGCAUCGGCGUGUCCUCAGACGGGAUGGCGUGUUGCACUGGAUCCUGGGACAGCUUCCUGAAGAUCUGGAACUGAAGCAGCAGCAGCAGCAGCCGACAGCAGGAAGAAGAAGAUAAAUGAAGUUUGAGGGAGGGAUGGGGGUGAGAAGAAGGUUUUAAACUGUGCCAAGAUGUUGGAGAGGUUCUAAUCUCACCUUUCUUCUCUGGGAGGGGGGGAGGGUCUCGGAAAAGAUCAUUCCUAUCAAUAGUUAAACUGAUAAAACAUGCACAUUACUGCAGUGGGUGAACAGUUGCCAAACGAAGGUAGAACACUGAUGAAGGUGUGAAGCUCACACCGACAUGUUUUAUAGAUACGAGCUUCUCUGUUUCAGACUGUCGUUUGUCCCUAGUUAGACUCCUUAGACGCUUAC